Molecule: messenger RNA, 3043 nt
Organism: Tympanuchus pallidicinctus (lesser prairie-chicken)
Lineage: Eukaryota; Metazoa; Chordata; Aves; Galliformes; Phasianidae
Product: neuroepithelial cell-transforming gene 1 protein-like
Exons: 10
Coding region: 68-1693 (541 amino acids)
Biological process (GO): positive regulation of Rho protein signal transduction; intracellular signal transduction
Molecular function (GO): guanyl-nucleotide exchange factor activity
Source: RefSeq, a predicted model, not a curated record
CUGCGGGCGCAGAGUGGGGAUGAGCGCGGAGAGCGGAGCGGUGCGCUGAGGGUCGGGCGGCUGCGCCAUGGUGGCUCACGAUGAGCUCGGGGGGCUGCUGCCUAUCAAAAGGACUAUCCGGGUGAUCGACUCACAGAACCAGUCCUUCAGGGAGCAAGAGGAGCCAAGCAAUAAACGGGUUCGGCCUUUAGCACGGGUCACAUCCUUGGCCAACUUGAUCUCUCCUGUAAGAAAUGGUGCAGUUCGGCGCUUUGGGCAAACGAUACAGUCAUUUGCCCUUCGCAGUGACAGCAAAUCUCCCAGCUGUGCCCAGAAGUCAUGUAGCAGAUCUGCUGCCCCUACCCCUCCUAAAAGAAGAAACAGCGUCCUUUGGUCUGAGAUGUUAGAUGUCAACAUGAAAGAAUCUCUGAGCACCAAAGAAAUCAAACGCCAGGAGGCAAUAUAUGAGAUGUCCAGAGGAGAACAGGACCUGAUUGAAGAUCUGAAGCUUGCCAGGAAGGCUUAUCAUGAUCCUAUGCUGAAGCUCUCUAUCAUGUCUGAGGAGGAACUCACCCACAUAUUUGGGGACUUGGAUUCUUACAUUCCUCUGCACGAAGAUUUGUUGGCAAGUUUAGGAGAAGCAACAAAACCAGACGGAACGGUGGAGCAGAUCGGGCCCAUCCUUGUGAAGUGGUUGCCACGACUCCAUGCCUACAAAGGUUACUGCAGCAAUCAGCUGGCAGCCAAAGCGCUGCUGGAUCAGAAGAAACAGGACCGAAGGGUGCAGGACUUCCUGCAGCGUUGCCUCGAGUCUCCUUUCAGCCGCAAGUUGGACCUCUGGAGCUUCUUGGACAUCCCUCGAAGUCGGCUGGUCAAAUACCCACUGCUCCUAAAGGAGAUCCUGAGGCACACUCCCAAAGACCAUCCUGAUAUUCAGAUUCUGGAAGAAGCCAUAUCUAUAAUCCAAGGAGUCCUCUCUGACAUCAACUUAAAGAAGGGAGAGUCGGAAUGCCAGUAUUACAUUGACAAACUGGAGUAUCUGGAUGAGAAGCAGAAGGACCCGAGGAUUGAAGGAAGCAAAGCUUUACUGUGCCAUGGGGAGCUGAAGAACAAAAACGGGCAUAAACUCUACGUCUUCCUCUUCCAAGACAUCCUGGUUCUGACCCGGCCGGUCACUCGCAACGAGCGUCAGUCCUACCAAGUGUACAGGCAGCCCAUCCCUGUGCAGGAGCUGAUCCUGGAAGACCUGCAGGACGGCGAUGUGAAAAUGGGAGGCUCUUUCCGAGGAGCGUUUGGCAAUUCAGAUAAAGCUAAAAAUAUCUUCCGAGUCCGUUUCCAAGACCCCUCCCCAGGCCAGUCCCACACGCUGCAGGCCAACGAUAUCUUCCACAAGCAGCAGUGGGUGAACUGCAUCCGAACCGCCAUUGCCCCCUUCCAGCGACCCGCUGCUGCCACGGAGCUGAAGGAGCUGCCAGAGCUCAGCGAGGAGUCGGAGGAGAACAACCCCUCCGUGCCCAACGUCAGAGCGCAGAGGAGGCAAUCUGCCAUGUCAGGCAUCACUGAGAUGGAGCUCGAUGAGAGCACAGCCGAGUGCGGCUCCGUCCUGGACUCAGAGGAAGCAGCCAAGGGCACGAAAACACACAGAACACUGUCUGGGCACAGGAAAACCAGGGAGAAGCAACUCAGCAGCAAGCGGAAAGAAACACUGGUGUAGGGAGGAGCCCAGUGCCAUCCUGGUGGAACUGCUUAUUUAUAAAUAACGUGUACAUUUUCCUUGUCAUGUGAGCACGAUUGGAUUUGCUCUACUGAACAGAAGUGUCUUUUUUUUUUGUAUGUUGUAAUGGCAGCUACUGGUAUGCAGUUAACACUGUUGAACCGGAGUCUGUUUUUCCAAAAGGGAGCAGUCUGAGCCCGCUCUGCCACUGCCAGGCAGCAUUUUGACCUCUUUACAGCAGGUUUGUGAAGAACACCUUGUUGGUUUGGGGAAGAUUUUCACGUGUGGUGGUUGAGGCUUCUAAAGCAGAAGUUUGUGCCGUCACCUGGAGCCUGGCAGAGCCCCUCCUCGCAGUCCUAUCAGUGCUGUGAGAAUCCCUUCAAGCACUCUGAAGCUGAAAUCACCAUUUUGUUUCUGUCUUUUGCAGUGUGUGGUUACCACCACCCAUCCCACCAAAAAAAAACAGACCCCAGGUUCAACAGGUUCUCAAUUUACCUACUGGAAUCUUUCAUUUUAGAAUGUCCAUUUGUACAUUCCUCAUUUUCACUCACGUAACCUGCCACGUAUUUAAUUUUGGGGUUUUUUUUUUAAUUAGUUGUUUUUGUUUCGGGUUGGUUUGGGGUUUUUGUUCCCUUUUUCUUUGGUUUUCUUUUUUUACUUUUGUAUUGCUCUUGUCAUCUUUUAGUCUUUCAGACUUGGCAUUUCCUUUCGAGUACUCCAUCCUUCUUGUUCAGAGAUGUACAAAUUGCUUCUCACGUCACUCACAGAACUGGGUUGUACGGGGCGUAGAAAGGUUUUAGGCACGUUGCAAAGGGUUUGGGGAGGGGGAAGAGCAGAUAGAAGGAAUAGAGGGAGCAGGAGUAGCUUUAUUCUGUUGUCUUUUGCAAAUGAAACGCCUCUCACUGCCCGUGAGAGGCAGGGUUGGAGGCAACCAAGAGGAUACUGCAUGUGGUAGAAAGCAUAGAGAAAAGAAAGCGUAGAGAAAAGAAAGCAGCUGAAGCUGAUGAGUUACAGACAGAGACACGGCUGUAUAUAGGUGUACAAUGGUAGCACUGCCAUGUUCUACAGUGAUCCAAAGAUUCCCGUGAGAUGCCAGCUUGGAACCUGUGCUGCAAAGCGUUGUAGGAAACGAAGUGGUGACAGCUCUGAUCAAAGCCAAAAGGUUGUUCCUGCAGUACGGCUGAUCCCACCGCCCUCCGUGACACCAACCUGGGAGCCCUGAGUCUCGGAUGAGGUUCUGGUUUUGUUGGGAAUGGGAAGAGGGGGCACGCAGCCACGAAACCCGCACGGUUCUCUGUAAAUGGCUUUGUACAGUUUCAAGUGCCAAGUACAAUUAAAUUCCUGACGGCC